Gadus morhua (Atlantic cod) is the source of this 835-nucleotide messenger RNA. Its product is annotated as troponin I, fast skeletal muscle. Gene Ontology annotation, biological process: skeletal muscle contraction; cardiac muscle contraction. Bases 127 to 663 code for a protein of 178 amino acids. Gene Ontology annotation, cellular component: troponin complex. NCBI's taxonomy places the organism in Eukaryota, Metazoa, Chordata, Actinopteri, Gadiformes, Gadidae. The transcript is spliced from 7 exons. The record is from RefSeq and is a predicted model, not a curated record.
CCGGGCGGGCAGGGAGGUCAUAAAUACGUAGCUGAGGUGGUUCCUCCGGCACUCCUCCACCCUCGCCGCCGCGCUACACCUCCUGACACUCAGAUCCACACCAGGUGUUCAGUAAACGUCGCCAAGAUGUCGGAGAAGAAGAUGUCAUCCAGUCGCAAGCAUCAUCUCAAGAGCUUGAUGCUGGCCAUCGGUAAAGACCUCCUGGAGCAGGAGGAGAAGGAGCAGGAAGAGGAGAGGGAGCGCUACAUGGAGGAGCACUGCCCGGCCCCGAUUCUCCCCAGGACCAUGCAGGAGCUGCAGGAGAUGUGUCGAGGGGUUCAUCACAACAUAGAGACGAUUGAUGAGGAGAGAUACGACCUUGAGAUGAAGGUCAACAAAUGCAACAAGGAGAUUGAGGACCUGAACAUCAAGGUCCAGGACCUGAAGGGGAAGUUCAAGAAGCCGGUUCUGAGGAAGGUGCGCAUGUCUGCUGACGCCAUGCUGAAGGCCCUGCUGGGCUCCAAACACACCGUCAACAUGGACCUGAGGGCCAACCUCAAGCAGGUCAAGAAGGAGGCCAAGGAGGAGGACAAAGACCUCCGGGACGUCGGGGAUUGGCGCAAGAACAUCGAGGACAAGUCUGGCAUGGAUGGCAGGAAGAAGAUGUUUGAGGCGGAGGCCUAGACCCCUUCGUCUUCAUCAUCUUCAUCAAGAUGAUGAAGCUGAUCCCAGCGUAUUAUGUUGCUUCGUCUUAAUAUCUGUCUUAGAAGAACGUCAUCGAGUGUAUGUCCCAGAAUUAGCAGAUUUUCAUAUUCAAUCCAUUGUAACUGUAUAAUUUAAUAAAUGGUUAACGCUG